Messenger RNA from Bactrocera latifrons, 3532 nucleotides. RefSeq names its product neurotactin (gene Nrt). Bases 631 to 3246 code for a protein of 871 amino acids. The transcript has 4 exons. The record is from RefSeq and is a predicted model, not a curated record. Lineage: Eukaryota; Metazoa; Arthropoda; Insecta; Diptera; Tephritidae.
GUGUAGUUUGAAAACCGCUUUGGACCGUCGCGCAACAUUUUACGGAUAAGUGCGCAACUCGUUUGGGGAAUCGCGCUUUAGUACAGCUGGAUUUCAUUGAUUGCAUGAAUUUUAAGUGAAAUAUUUGGAUUAUUUCAAAGUUACUUGUGUAGUGCUUAUAAAAACAACAAAUAAAUAUUAUUUACAAUUGUGAACUAAUAUUUAUUGGAAAGUUAUACCGAACAAAAGAUUCGAGCAAACGUUUGAAAAUCGAAAAAAAAAAACAACAAAAACGAAAACAAAAUACAUAUUCAAUACAAAAGGAUAACAAACCGCAUAAGUGAUUUUUAUUGGUGAUUUCAUCAUUACAGUGAAAAUUAGUUCUUUUUUGAAAAAUAAAAAAAUUCGAAAGGAGCGGAUGCUGUGUGUCGUGGAAGUCUGCAUCAUAUGCAAUUGAAUUUGGAUAAACUUUGACUGAAUAUAUUUUCCAUAAAACUGUCGUACGAACUCAAGAGACUUGCGAAACCCGCCAAAUUUUAACUCAACUCUCACCAAAUCUCAAACAAACAACCCUCGUUUAGAUAUUUAUAAAAAAUCGGCAGCAUAAGCACCGAUAACACACAGAAAGAUCAACGAAUAGCAGCACAAAGCAUGGGCGAGCUGGAAGAGAAGGAGACAGGACCAUCAGAAACUACAACACAACAAGAGGCAGUUGACGAACCGAAAGAAACCGACAAAAUGCUCGAGAAAAAAGAGGAUGCCGAUGGCGCAGAGCAGCAAACAGAAAAUGUCGGCGCAAAAGAUAAGAACCCAAGUCCAAACACGGAGAAGAAAAAGUCAGCCAACUCAAAACCAACAACGCCAACACCCAGUACUAAAAAGUCGCCAACWCAAUCGGUGGAGAAACUGUCCGCUGGCACUGACGCUGAAGCACAGCCGGUGAAGGCGAAUGGUGGUAGUGGUGAGGAGAUAAUUGACAUACCGGAUGCCGCUAAAACUGAAGAGGGCGAUGAAAAGAAGAUCUCCACUGAAGAUCGUGAGGUCAAACCGAUGAAGAUACCGAUUGGUGGCUUGAAAUUACCCGGUUUCUUUAUGAAAAACAAACCCAAGGCUGAUGGUGACGGCGCUGAUGGCGAACUUUUGGAGCGAGAAAAUAAAGAUGAGGUGCCAACCGAGGCGCCAAACGGCGACGGCAAACCGAAGAAAGAGGAAAAGCCGCGUAGUAAUUUUGGUGAGCGCUUGCGCAACUUUUUCGUGCGYAAACCGGCUGCCGAAAAGCAACAGAACAAACAAACAGCAAAUGGCGAUGCCGAUGCGAAGAGUGAAGCUACCGCUGAGGCAGCAGCUGCUGAUGGUGAGACAAACAACGCAUCGGAUGCGGUGCCACAGAAACGCGGUCUUUUGAAYGCCAUCAAAUUGCCGAUUGCCAAUAUGAUACCGAGAAAGCGGACGGAUGACGAUGUGGAACUGGGUAUGGGCAAAGCAGGACUCGCYUCAAUGGAGACGCUCGAUGACUCGUUGAAAGAUCAAGAUUGUGUUGAUAAAGCGCCCGCUAGGAACAAUGGCACCGAAGAUCCUGUGAAACUGAAGAAAACCCCAAGUGGUGAAAUUAAACAGGAGGGAACGGAAGAGAAAUCUCCCGAGGAGCCUGAAGCACCAAUUUCUUUCGCCGAACGCUUGCUUUCAUACCGCUGUUCUCCCGAUGAUGGUCUGAUCGUGCUCGGUGUUCUGCUUUUCAUCGUUCUCAUUGGUGUGAUCGGCUAUGUUCUCUCUUUGGAGACACUCACCUCACCGCCCGUACGUGAGGGACGUUUCAUGGAYGCCGUUACUGGUUGUGGCAUGGUUGAGGGACUGCAAGAGGAUGGCGCGUUUGCAUUCCGUGGCAUACCGUAUGCCCUACCACCCGUAAAUGAACAACGUUGGCGUCCUGCGCAACCCAUUGGUGGCAUCGAUGAUUGCUGGAAUGGUACCCUGAAAGCGCACAAUGUGAGCAAUUACUGCACACAGCGAUUGGGUAACGGUACCAUUGUGGGCGAUGAGGACUGUCUGUACUUAGACGUAGUCACGCCACAUGUGCGUUACAACAGUCCGGUACCGGUUAUUGUGCUGAUCGGCGCCGAGACUUUGACUGGUCCAUCACCUGGUGUUCUCCGACCAUCGGCACGCUAUUCACGCUCGCAUGACGUUGUGUUUGUGCGUCCSAACUUUCGUUUGGGUGCAUUUGGUUUCCUUGCAUUGGAUGCGCUCACCAAAGAUGCCUAUCCACGYACUUCGGGCAAUUAUGCACUCUCCGACAUCAUUGCCGCGCUAAGGUGGGUUCAACUGAACAUCGCACAUUUCGGWGGUGAUCCCAAAGCCGUGACUUUACUUGGUCAUCGCGCUGGUGGUACGCUUGUUUCCGCACUUGUAACCUCYAACAAGAUCGAAGGUCUGUAUAAGAACGCUUGGGUUUCAUCAUCGUCGGCCAUUUUCCCUGGCAAGCCUUUGGAGGAGUCGGAAAAGCGCAAUGAACAAUUUGCUAAGUCACUGGAUUGCACCGAUAUCAAUUGCUUACGCAGCGCAACGACYGAACAAAUUUGGGCCGCCACACCAGACACCUGGUUGCACUUCCCUGCAGACAUACCAACCAUAGACGAAAAUCCCAGUACGCAUCAUGAAUGGCUUGUGUUGGAUGGCAGCUUCCUGCAACGUCACCCCGCCGACGCCUGGAAAGAAGAACAUACCGGCCAACCGAAACUCGUCAUGGGUACAACAGCGCAUGAAGCACACAGCGAACAGCUGCGUCAACGUCACGCCAACUGGACUGCCGAAGAGGUACGCGCAUUCAUUGCAGCCUCGAAAAUUGGCGCACUCAAUCUAACUGACGAAGCCAUACGACUAUACAACGCGACAAAUUACCGCAACUUAAUCGCCAUGAUUACCGACAUACGCACCAUCUGUCCGCUCUUAACCAAUGCACGUCUGCAACCGUCUGUGCCGUUCUAUGUGGUGCAACAAGGUGAGGGAGAGAAUCAGUUGGCCACCGUCGAUACCGACGUGCUCGCCAUACUUGGCCGCUACGAGCCGCAUACAGCCGAGCAGCGACGAUUCAUGUCGUCCAUGCAACAGCUGUUCUACUACUACAUCUCACACGGCACCGUACCUCAAUAUGACCCAAGUCGACGAGUGCUGAAUAUCGCGCAAGAUCCAUUGCCACAGCAAGAUCACCCGAACUGUAAUUUUUGGAUUAGCCACGAUAUUGUGCCGCGCUAUGCACGUGUCGACUAAGCGGGUCGGUCMAAAKGGCAGAAUGACGAGUAACGAAGUAUAAGCCGAUGUGUUAMGUGAACGAGUAGAGUGUGCGUGGCUGUGGACUUAGAGCGAAAUAUUUGAUACGACAGCAGCAAGAGAAAAUGGGAGCCGUGCAGAGUCCAACGUAGCAGCGCAUCGACGUUUCAUACACAGACUUGCACUCACACACACACAUAUAAACGAAUGCAUUUAUACGAACUGAACACGUUGAAUGACAAGCAGUAGCUCCCAACCAACCCACAAAAACCAUAUAAAGUAUAAA